Molecule: messenger RNA, 1590 nt
Organism: Malassezia pachydermatis
Lineage: Eukaryota; Fungi; Basidiomycota; Malasseziomycetes; Malasseziales; Malasseziaceae
Exons: 2
Coding region: 1-1590 (529 amino acids)
Source: RefSeq, a predicted model, not a curated record
AUGGCGUCGAGCGCGUCGCCUGUAGCUGCGCUUGCGCAGCUUGUGCUAGCGCCGCCGAGCGCGAGCGCUCUAGAAGAAUGCGCGCUGGCCUGCUUUGACGAGAUCGAGGCAACGCCCACGGCUUGGGACACGGCGGAGGUCGUGGUAGCCGUGGCCAAGUUCGUGCCGGUGUGGACGCUGUCGUCGAUUGGCGCGUACCCUCUCACGCCAUGGAUCGACGUACGACGUGUGCAAGAGCCAUGGAUGUCGUCCUCACGCACAGCGCGUCGUGCGCAAGCGCUGCUAGAUACCCUGCCUGUGACGCCGGACGUCUGCAUGGCCAUCUUGACCGACUACCUUCGUCCUCUCUUUCAACGGGGCCAUGCGCGUGUACACAGUGAGACAGGGCGCGCGAUCCAUGCGAGGACGUCCGCUGGCGCUGGCGCUGCUGCCUGGGACGAUACGAUGCCUGCCUGGCAAAGCACGGCACUCGAUGGACAUGGUCGCCUACCGUUGGGAUGCGUGUACGUGUUGGGAUGGAUCCUCACUCAUCUCCAGGAGGCGCCGAUGUCUGUAUGGGACCGAGCCUGGCCACUGGUCCUACCGCCGACCAUGGUCCUCCUUGACGCGCCUUCUGUGCCUACGAAGAUCCAGGGCGCUUGCGUAGCCCGUCUUGUAUGGCGUUGCGCGCCCUCGGCGUUGCUGCAUCGUACAGGUGUGGCGUCGUUGCUACGUGAGACCCUUACGUCGAUGCUCUCGUUCAUGUCGGAGCCGACGUACGGCCCGCCUCUUUUCUCAGCCGUGCUGGACGCGCAGCUUGCGUCCCUCUCGUCGCAGCCUAGCGAUGCCCAGUACGAGCAGGUGGUGGGGCUGCUAUCGCACGGCGUUUUCACCGCGCUGUCGUACUGUGCGCCGGCAUCGGCGUCGGUGCAUGUGCUAGCGCCGAGUGCGCCUGAUCAUACGUCGACCUUGCACCAUGCGCGGCUGCAACAGGUACUCGCUGGCACAGCGCUUACAUGGGCGUCUGUGCUGUAUACCCGCCUGGGCGAGGCUUCGUUGCGGUUCUGGCAUGCACAUAUGGACUGGGCUGUAGCAUGGCUGGAGCAUGCGUUCCAAGCAUGUACACCACCUUUUCCGUUCCGUGGACUUCCACGUCGUCCCGUCUCGGAGAUGGUCGACGAUCUUGUGGAGCAAGGCACGUUGCGCGAGAGGGACGCGACACCCGACGAGGCCUGGGACGACGCCGCGGCGGCGCUGCUUGCGAGUGUGUGUGCCUGCCUCGAGGCGACAUGCACGCUCGUCGAUAUCGCCGUGCAUGCCCCCGCGAGCACGUCGUCGCCCCCCUGGCCGGCGUACGCGCCUGGCCUGGCUACAUGGGGUCCUCGGCUGGUCAGUGCGUCGUGCAUGUGCCUGGUCCGCUGGCGCGAUUUGCAUGUCACGCAGCCGCCCUCCAUUGUCGCGCAGGGCGAGACUCUAUGUGCGCAUCUACAAUCCCUCGUACGUACAUUGAGCGCGAGUCCUGUGCCGGCCAUAGCCGAGAGUAUCCAGGCCCUAGCCAAGGUCGUGCCUGCGCAGGUAGCGUACCUCACCGCGGCGCCCUCCGCCACGUGA